Molecule: messenger RNA, 1190 nt
Organism: Catharus ustulatus (Swainson's thrush)
Lineage: Eukaryota; Metazoa; Chordata; Aves; Passeriformes; Turdidae
Gene: LIPT2
Product: lipoyl(octanoyl) transferase 2
Exons: 2
Coding region: 60-773 (237 amino acids)
Biological process (GO): protein lipoylation
Cellular component (GO): mitochondrion
Molecular function (GO): lipoyl(octanoyl) transferase activity
Source: RefSeq, a predicted model, not a curated record
UGCCCGUGCCCGUGCCGCUCUCGGUGCCCGUGUGUGUGUCCCCGCUCCGUGUCCCGGCCAUGUCCAGCGCUGUGGCGGUGCGGGUGCUGCGGCUGGGCGCGGUGCCGUACGCGGAGGCGCUGCGGGUGCAGGAGCGCUGCGUGGCGGCGGCGCGGGCGGCGCGGGGCCCGGCGCCGGGCCGAGGCGGCCCCGAGGCGCUGCCGGCCGAGAGCGUGGUGCUGAGCGAGCCGGCGCGGCCCGUGUACGCGUGGGGGCUGCGCGGCGCUCCGGGCGCGGCGGCGGCGGCGGCGCUGCGGGCGCGGGGCGCGGCGCUGGUGGCGGCGCGGCGCGGGGGGCACAUCACCUUCCACGGCCCCGGGCAGCUGCUCGCCUUCCCGGUGCUCGACCUGCGCCGCCGCCGCCUGCCGCUGCGCGCCUACGUGGCCGCGCUGGAGGCGCUGGUGGUGCGGCUGUGCCGCCGGCUCGGGCUGGGCGCCGCCCGCGCCCUCCCGCCGCCCUACACCGGGGUCUGGAUGGGCGACAGCAAGCUCUGCGCCAUCGGUGUGCACUGCAGGAACCACAUCACGUCGCACGGGCUGGCGCUGAACUGCUGCACCGACCUCACCUGGUUCGAGCACAUCGUCCCCUGCGGGCUGGAGGGGAAGGGGGUCACCUCGCUGAGCCACGAGCUGGGCCACCACGUCGCCGUCAGCCACGUCCUCCAGCCCUUCCUCGACUCCUUCCAGGAGGUGUUUGACUGCGCUUUGGUCUCCUCGGAAGACCCUGGGGAUUAGGAUCGCCGUGGUGCCUUGAACCGAUGUUUUGGCAAAGCCAGCGGUGUCAGGGCAGCGCUGGGGUCUCUGGUGUGAGACGAGUUCUCGUGCCUUUGCCUGUAGACUGUGAGUGGACAGUGGCACAGGGCUGCAGGCUGCUGCUUGAACAUCCAGAGCUCCCUGGGGCUGUCCUCUUGGGCCCUGUGAGUCUCCAUCCCUCGGCUGAGACCUCCAUGGUACCACAUCCCCACGCCACUUGCUGGGGAAGUACCCAAACAGGUGCUUUUGUGGGGGCCUUUUUCUGCUUUUUGCCCCGCAAAAAAUUAGCGAUUUGUGUGAAUGCUGAUGAAUUCAUCUGAAUUCACGUGGGUCGAGCAUCCUUCCCUUGCUGAAGGGUAGAAAGAGGCAGAUUUUAUAUAUAAAGAGAGCUGCUGGGAA